AUGAGUGUUCCUGGAGCUAUAGCACCUCCUCCAGGCGUUACACCGCACUUCCAUGGACCGAUGAACGACAAGCAGAAGCAGGUUGCUACCGCAGCCUCGGUAAAUAUGGCUCUCUCAACCCUGUUCCUGGUUCUCCGGCUGUAUACACGUGGUAUCAUCGUAAGGUCGUUUGGAUCGGAUGACUGCCUUUGCUGUAUCGUUCGCCUCUCUUUCUUUCCCUGCGGGUUUGGAAAGCAUUUCUGGGACAUACCAGUCACUGAACUCCAUCCAUUCCUACAGCUCAUAGGAACGAUAGCCAUUGUCUACGUCUGGGCAACUACCAUGCCUAAGAUAUCGCUGCUGCUUUUAUAUCAUCGACUAACCCCAGAUAAGACAUUUCGGCUCGCCAUCUAUGUCUUAAUGUUCAUAAUAACGGCCUUUACCAUCUCCCAUACCAUAAUCGUCGCCGCUGGAUGCAGCCCGCUCGACUCUUCAAAGUCGGGAUGUCUAAACACUCUUUCGUUUGCGGCAGCAGUGAUCAACAUCAUUUGCUAUGGUUUCGUAAUGAUCUUACCUCUUCCUUUGGUAUGGAGCCUACAGCUACCCCACAGGCAGAAGAUUGGCCUGGGACUACUGUUUGCUGGAGGAUCAUUAGUGAUUAUUGCAAGUAUCAUCAGAGUCCGGCUCGCGAAGGCUUUGCAGGGAAAGAAAGACAUCUCUUUCGCGGAGGGUGACAUUGGUAUUUGGUCACUCGUAGAAAUCAAUGUCGGAGUAAUAUGCAACUGUCUAGUCGUCAUGAAGCCCUUCUUCCGCCGACACUUAGGCAAUAUUUUAGGUUCUUCAGGAGCGGAUUCGCAUAAUUCGCCUUAUUCGUUCAACAUUGGCUCCGUGUUCUCUCGCUUCAAGAAACAACAACGCGAACCACGGUCUUAUCGCCUCACGUCUCUUGAUAGAUCAGGUCGUCCUGGAGAUUCGGAGUUGCAAAUGCCGCAGAGCACACAGAGGAGUAUUACUGUUAGCCAUACCUACGAGGUCACGGCGAACCGGGGCGAGUUCGAUACGGAGAGUACGGAGGAUAUGAUGAAGAGUGCAGGGCACGAACGAGCGGGGAAAGAUCUGGUUUGAAUAGGUUACAUGCAUCACAGACUCUGUUUGACCUAGAGAAAGAUAGGACAUUAAAUAUAUGAAUCAAUGGAAAUACUGCCGUCAAGUGAAGUAGUCCGAGG
This is a messenger RNA of Mytilinidion resinicola, 1205 nucleotides long. RefSeq lists its product as uncharacterized. The transcript has 7 exons. The coding region runs from base 1 to 1104 and encodes 367 amino acids. NCBI's taxonomy places the organism in Eukaryota, Fungi, Ascomycota, Dothideomycetes, Mytilinidiales, Mytilinidiaceae. The record is from RefSeq and is a predicted model, not a curated record.